AUGACGUCACUGAUGGGAAGCACGGGAAGCGCCCUUCGCGAAGCAUUCUCGAAUGCUUCCAGGAGACGACGUGUCACCCGCCCCGACAUAGGCUGCAAGAGAGUCGUCAUGCAGUCAGGCGUUCCACACGUACGGCGCUGUUUCUAUGUGGCCGGGAAAGCAGGUGCCGACGCGGCCUGCACUCUCUACGUCGAGCACCUCACGCCCUGCGCUACUGCCAGAAGCAACACCAGGCCAUCUCUCAUCUUGAUCCCCGGCGCCGCCCACACCAGCGCCUGCUGGGUGACGACGCCCGACGGCCGCCCGGGCUGGUCGUCUUUCUUCCUCUCCCACGGCUACGACAUCUAUCUUGUCGACCCACCCUUCACCGGCCGCAGCCCAGGUCCGGCUGAUUCGUGUUCCGACCACUCCAGCAUCAUGACGCCGCAGACCGUCUCGCAGACCUGGACCGCCAUCGCGCAGCAGCAGCCCGCCCCGUGGCCGCAGGCCCGCCUGCACACGCAAUGGCCCGGCACCGGCCGCCCGGGCGAUGCCGUCUUCGAGACCUUCGUCGCCUCGCUGGUGCCGUUGCCGCACAAAGUGCCGGAGGCUGUCACGCAGCGCGCCAUGGGCGCGGCGGGCGCGGCGUUGGUGGACCGGAUCGUCGACGACAGGAGCAGGGGGGCCGGCGACGCAGGCGUCGUGCUCGUCGCGCACAGUUUAGGCGCACCGCGGGCACUGUUGAUCGCUGACGCGCGCCCGUCGCGCGUGUCGGGCUUGGUGCUGCUGGACCCAAACGGCCCGCCGUGGUGCGCGCAGACGGUCGGCGGCUUGCGGCUGGAGAGGCCAUGGGGGUUGACGGACGCGGAGAUUACGUGGAGCCCUCUUCUUUCGCGCAGCUCCGUCGCCGCUGGUGAUUGUGGUGCUGGGAGUGUUGGUGGAGAGCAUGUUGAUCGUGAUGAUGUGCGCGGGGGUGAUCAUCCUGUUCCCCCUCAUCAGGAGGCCCGCUUCAACUUGAGGACGGAAAAGUCGACGGAUCCGGCACUGAGCGACUGCACCUUGCAAGCCGAGGAUGAGAGCCUUGGUGUUGCGCCCCGUACGUUGACUAAUCUCGUGGACGUGCCUGUCGCAGUCAUCACCGGCGAGGCCAGCCACCACGCAAGGUACGACUGGUGUACCGUCCGCUUCUUCAAGCAGGCCGGCGUGAAGAGAGUGGACCACAUCGAACUGUGGAAGAAGGAUAUCCGGGGUAAUGGCCACCUCUUCAUUUCCGAGAAGAACAGCGACGAGGUUGCUGAAGUGGCUGGGAUGUGGAUCGACGGCUUGCGCGCACGUUGA
This is a messenger RNA of Diplodia corticola, 1317 nucleotides long. Its product is annotated as alpha beta-hydrolase. Lineage: Eukaryota; Fungi; Ascomycota; Dothideomycetes; Botryosphaeriales; Botryosphaeriaceae. The record is from RefSeq and is a predicted model, not a curated record. Bases 1 to 1317 code for a protein of 438 amino acids. The transcript has a single exon.